This is a messenger RNA of Mycena indigotica, 1329 nucleotides long. Its product is annotated as F-box domain-containing protein. The transcript is spliced from 2 exons. NCBI's taxonomy places the organism in Eukaryota, Fungi, Basidiomycota, Agaricomycetes, Agaricales, Mycenaceae. The coding region runs from base 1 to 1329 and encodes 442 amino acids. The record is from RefSeq and is a predicted model, not a curated record.
AUGACCCCAAGACAUCUCGAAACUACUGCCCUAGCUCGACGACUAAUUGCGCAGAAUAAACGACCGACUGUUACUGAAAAUGCAACCCUCCAAACGGCCAUCUCAGCCCUCCGUGACACAGUCCGAAAGCUCAACGCCCAAUUCAACGAUAUCGACUUCGCGCUCGCCGUAAUCCCUCCUGAUGCGGCCCCCGACGCGGAGCUGAAAACACAAUAUGCUCAAUUACAGCAAGAGCUCGAUUCCGCGCAAGAACUGCUUGCGAUCCAUACAACAGCCAUAACACUCAUACGACAAAUCCCAGUAGAAGUACUGGAAAUCAUCUUCGUGUUCACUCUGCCCAGGUCGAACCCUGCCUCCCCUUCAAAGACAGAAGCACCAUUGCUGUUAGGUCAAAUAUGUUGUGCUUGGAGACGUGUUGCGUUGACCACGCCUCGACUGUGGUCGUCUCUUUCUCUGAGCCUGGAUAGACGACCAGGAGAGUGGAGGCAUCUUAUCGAGACUUGGUUGGGACGGUCCGGAGAUUGUCCGCUCACAAUGAGCUUCAUUAAAGGGACGAAUUCGGCCUACUAUUUCAAUGAACAUGUGAUCCGAAUGCUUCGUCCUUAUGCAAAGCGAUGGAGGCACCUCUUGUUGGAUCUCUCCGCGGUAACAACAGUAAAACUGCUCAGCACCACAUUGCCAUUACUUGAAACAAUCCAAGUCAACACGCAAGGCGAGUCGGCAGGACUGUAUCUGUCGACUGCAGAUGUCCCGCGACUCAAGAGGGUGCACUUUGUGGGCGAUAGAUUGCACCCUAAGGGCAUUCAGUUGCCCUAUCGCCAGCUUACAGACUUGAGGGUCCAAUCCGCGCCUUGCUCAUUAGACGAUGUUUAUCGAAUCCUCACCAACUGUCAGAAUCUGGUUCAAUGCGCUGUGUCAAUUUCAAGCACUUCAACAGCAACGCAAAACUCGCUCCAGCACCGACCAGUCCAUCUCCCACAUUUGCGGGAACUGACCGUCAAAGGGAGUAUUGCUACCCCUGCUAUUGCUUCAUUCUUUCCUGAGCUUCGAACGCCAAAACUCGAAACUCUUGAGCUGGUUAACAUCACAGAUUCGGAAAGCGGAUCGUUCGGGCUUCACGACGAGUCGCCGUUAGCCGUCUUUGCGAGGGCAUCCAAUAUUCGAAAACUCACCUUGCUGGGUGACAAUCCUGAAGCUGAUUUGUUCCAAAUGGUGGUCGCGAUACCAUCGCUGCGGGAAGUACUCAUUGGGAAUGUCGAUGGUGGAGAUGUGUGGACGCCUGAAAAUGUUCGUCAUGCGUUGGAAAUGCGGGGCGAACCAGAGGUAUAA